This is a messenger RNA of Podospora anserina S mat+, 1206 nucleotides long. RefSeq lists its product as uncharacterized. The annotation marks the transcript as partial. The transcript has a single exon. The record is from RefSeq and is a predicted model, not a curated record. Lineage: Eukaryota; Fungi; Ascomycota; Sordariomycetes; Sordariales; Podosporaceae.
AUGGCCGACGUAGAAGAGCCGCGUUUCAACUCGCUGGCAGAGCGCAUUGCUGCUCUCAAUGCCCAGAAGAACUUUCAGGCGCCCCCUUCGACAGCAGGGAAGCGACCCCCACCCCCGCCACCUCCAGUGAGGGCUGCCACCAUCACCACCACCACCACCACGACACCAUCACCAUCACCACAACAGCCCCAGAAUGAGACGGCUCCGGUGAUGCCACCCCGUCCAGUGAGGGCCUCAACGGAGAAACUCCCACCACUUCCUCGUCGGACCACCACCGACAUUGAGAAGGGAGAUCGACCCGCACCGGGCCCGGGACUGGGACGGGUGCUCCCGCCUCCAUUGCCUUCACGGGAUUCUUCUUCGGCCAAGGGAACACCGCCGGCUCUCCCCUCUCGCCGGCCAUCAUCAAAUCUCACUCUUCCUACCCCUGGAGGCCGGAGGAAUUCCAACUCGUCAGACAUCUCAUACAUAUCUACCAUGUCUAGUUUGUCACUGAACCAAGAUGGGCCGACUCCAAGAAGAGGGCUUCCGCCCCCAUUAGAGCAGGCAAAGCUCCCUCCUUUACCACCAACUCGUCGUGAGCUUGAGGCCAAGGCGAAAGAAGAGGCCGCAAAUACCCCUCCUCUCCCUCGUCGUGUGACAGAGCCACCACCUCAAACCAUGCCAGAGCUUCCCAGUGGCAGGCCCUCAUUGCCCCCUCGGCUCCCAUCCAGGCCAGCAAAGUCACCCCUGAUGAACGCAACCGAGGCCCCAUCUCCCUCUCUCCCAGCUAGACGCCUCCCACCCCCUCCAUCAAGCUACAAAAACCCCAAAUCCGCCCUGGAACUAGGUUUCAACAACAAACCCAGACCAGCCGACGAUGUCCCACCCCCUAUUCCACUCGCUUCCCGCCCAAGCAUCUCCCAAAUAGAAGCCGUCCGCUCCGCCUCAACCCCCUCCCCAGCAGCAGCAGCAGCAGCAGCAGCAGCAGCAGCAGCAGCAGCAUCAUCAUCAUCAUCAUCAUCAUCAUCACCCCCUUCCUGCCUCGUCUGCCGUGACUUCUCCGGCCCUGACACGGUCGCCGCCCAGUACCCCUACACCUCCCUCCCCAGGCAGGACCCCAUCUCCUACCUAGCCCACCACCUCUGCUCCCCUUUCCCCUCGCCCACCGACAAAGCCCGCGCAAUCUUCACCUGGUGCCACCACAACAUCUCGCCUACGACGUCC